This is a messenger RNA of Didymodactylos carnosus, 543 nucleotides long. The record is from the annotation of a GenBank genome assembly. NCBI's taxonomy places the organism in Eukaryota, Metazoa, Rotifera, Eurotatoria, Philodinida, Philodinidae.
AUGUGUGCUCAAGUAGCUCAUGCCGCAGUCGAUUUAUAUUCACAAUUAAAUGAUCAACGUUCAAAGGACUUAAACUGUUGGAGAAGAUAUGGUCAAACGAAAAUUGUUGUACGUGGAAAGUCAGCUGAAGAAUUACUUGAAAUACAAAAUCAAGCUUCCCGAACGAAAGGAAUCGUUACAGCGACUAUACAAGACGCGGGUAGAACAGAAAUUGAAACGUCAUCUAUCACAUGUCUUGGUUUAUUUGGUACAAAUUCCAACUUAGAUCCUAUAACGGGUCAUUUGAAGUUGAUGCACGAUUGUUUAAGAUGUAGUAAUAAUGACAGUAUAACGAAAGUUAAUGGUGAUGGUAGACAACGUCAAACAACAAAAAGAGCAAGAGGAAAACAAAAAAAUGAUAUUAAAGGAGAAGAAAGUCCGACAGAAGAUUCAACAGUAGUAGUGAUUAAUUCUCAAUCAGAUACAUCAGAUGUGCAAUCAACGACCACAAAUACUGAUGGACAUGUUAAACAGACAGAAACGGAAAUUGUUGAAAUAAAAUAA